Molecule: messenger RNA, 2313 nt
Organism: Erinaceus europaeus (western European hedgehog)
Lineage: Eukaryota; Metazoa; Chordata; Mammalia; Eulipotyphla; Erinaceidae
Gene: ENDOU
Product: endonuclease, poly(U) specific
Exons: 10
Coding region: 102-1337 (411 amino acids)
Biological process (GO): immune response
Molecular function (GO): polysaccharide binding; scavenger receptor activity; RNA endonuclease activity
Source: RefSeq, a predicted model, not a curated record
ACCAGCCUGAGAAGCAAGUCUCAUUUGGAAGCUGGGACAUUCACUGUGACUCUAGUGAAAGUCUGGACAGCCAAGCUAUCUUGGCCCUCUAACUGGGCAUCAUGAGGACCUGUGUCCCCCUGAUGGUGGUCAUGCUCUGCAGCCUGGCUUGGGCUGGAAAAAUGGAGUCAUGUGCAUCUCGCUGCGGUGAGAAAUUCAACAGGGAUGCUGACUGCCAGUGUGACCACCAUUGUCCCCGGCACGGGGACUGCUGUGAAGAUUACGGAGACCUGUGUACUGCUGAAGAGGAUCCCAAAGAACCAUCCCCAGAGCUGGAGGAAGAGUCAAAGGAAGCUCCAGCUAGCAGUUUGUACUUAUCACCCAGCUCCUGCCAGGGGCGCUGCCAUGAAGCCUUCGACAAGCACCACCCAUGCCACUGCAAUACCCGCUGUCAAGAGUUUGGAAACUGCUGUGAGGAUUUUGAGAGCCUAUGUGGCCACGAGGGCUUCUCCCACCGCAGUGAUGCCAUAACCAAGGAAGAGCUGCAGGACAUCUCUGAGAGGAUCUACAGGGCAGAUACCAAUAAAGCCCAGAAGGAAGAUAUUGUUCUCAACAGCCAAAACUGCAUCUCUCCAUCAGAGACCGGAGACCAGGUGGACCGCUGCUCGGAGCCGCUCUUCACUUAUGUCAAUGAGAAGCUGUUCUCCAAGCCAACCUAUGCAGCCUUCAUCAACCUUCUCAACAACUACCAUCGGACAACAGGCCAAGGGGAGCACUUCAGCACCCAGCAGUUGGCUGAGCAGGACACCUUCCUCACGGAGGUCAUGAAGACGGCGGUCAUGAAGGAACUCUACAGGUUCCUUCACCAGCAGAACCGCUACACCUCAGAACAGGAGUUUGUCAAUGACUUAAAGAACAUGUGGUUUGGACUUUACUCAAGAGGCAAUGAAGAGGGGGACUCGAGUGGCUUUGAGCACGUCUUCUCAGGUGAAGUGAAAAAAGGGAAGGUCACUGGUUUCCACAACUGGAUCCGUUUCUACAUGCAGGAGAAGGAGGGCCUGGUGGACUAUUACAGUCACAUUUAUGAUGGUCCUUGGGAUUCUUACCCCGACGUGUUAGCCAUGCAGUUCAACUGGGACGGCUACUAUAAGGAGGUGGGCUCGGCUUUCAUCGGCAGCAGUCCUGAGUUUGAGUUUGCCCUCUACUCUCUGUGCUUCAUUGCCAGACCAGGCAAAGUAUGCCAGUUAAGCCUAGGUGGAUAUCCCUUGGCCGUCAAGACCUAUACCUGGAACAAGACCACCUAUGGGAAUGGCAAGAAGUACAUCGCCACAGCCUAUGUGGUCUCUUCCACCCAAUAGAACUGCCAGCCAGAAAGGGACCUGAGGGCAGAGUAAGCUCGGCAAGAUGGGUGCUGUCUGCUUGGAACUGAAGAGAAACUAGGAAGAUGUUCCAAAUCCAGAAAUAUCCAUUUGUGAAAGAGAGAGAAGAUCUAAUUAGAAAAAUGCAGAGAACCAUUCCGAUCUUUGUCCUCCAGCAUUUUGGCAAUGCAAAAUGAGAAAGGAUACUAAACAGAGGUUGGGUGGCCCUGCACAGAUCUUUGCCCCUAUAGGAGGUGGAACCAUGAACAAGUUUGACCUCUCUGUUACCUCUUGUUCCCUUUUAAUGUAAAGACAAAAGGUUUGCUCCCUUCCCUCCUUUUGGGGUUGGUGAGAGAGCAAGCCUGAGGACAGUGCUGUAAAGGUGCUACGAAUUUUUUUUUUUUUUUUUUUAAAGAAGAAUGGCUCACAGGAAUUCAAGAUUACUACACUGGUUGUUAUUAUCCACCAUUUUUACAGAAUGCAAUUCAGCCUUGUGUCAAAGGAAUCAGGCCAUGGGAGUCUAGCUGUGGGAAUUUGCUUUUUUCUAGGAUUAGAUCUUUUCUGUCCAGGCUUAGAGAACUCUGACUCUGGACACACAGAGGAAAGAAUUGGCAGAUUGUGUUGACUAUACAGGGAGUGGACAUUUCCAAGCCUGAAAGUUACUGCAAGAAACCAGGUAGCAGGAUCAAGAAGUCUCCUGUUUGUUUAUGUUAACUGUAGUUAUAGAGUUGUAUCUUGGGCCCAAAUAUUUUGAGAACCGUUCCUCUCAUAGGAGGAAGAUUUUGUAUCAGAAAAAGAAAGGAACUUUUAGCUUGGUGACAUGAAUUGCAUAAAUUUCAAGAGACAAGGAGGCCAGGGCUUCUUUUGUUUAUUAUAUACCUCUGAUCCUGUUGGGAACCAGACACUCUCCCACAGAGCUAACCUGACCCAUUACCUAGAAGAUUUGAGUUUAGUCAUUAAAAGAACUUGAAAUGUG